Candida dubliniensis CD36 is the source of this 1605-nucleotide messenger RNA. It is a transcript of the gene RBF1, whose product is annotated as Rbf1p. Lineage: Eukaryota; Fungi; Ascomycota; Pichiomycetes; Serinales; Debaryomycetaceae. The coding region runs from base 1 to 1605 and encodes 534 amino acids. The transcript has a single exon. The record is from RefSeq and is a predicted model, not a curated record.
AUGUCAUCUAAUAAAAACGAAAGAGAUUUGAAUAUCCCAACUGCUUCAGCAUCUAUUAAACAGAAACAACGACAACAACUUGGAAUUAAACUGGAACAUGGUGCUUCAACAGCGGAUGUGUAUGACCCUCAAGUUGCUAGUUAUUUGAGUGCUGGAGAUUCACCCAACCAGUUUUCCAACACUGCCCUUCAUCAUAGUAACAGUGUUGGAUAUUCUGCUAGUGCUGCAGCAGCGGCCGCAGAAUUACAACACCGUGCCGAAUUACAAAGAAGACAACAACAAUUGCAACAACAGGAAUUGCAACAUCAACAAGAACAGUUACAACAAUAUAGACAGGCUCAAGCGCAAGCUCAAGCUCAAGCGCAGGCUCAAGCGCAAGCGCAAGCUCAAAGAGAGCACCAACAGUUACAACAUGCUUAUCAACAGCAACAACAACUACACCAGUUGGGACAACUUUCUCAACAGUUGGCACAACCACAUUUGUCACAACAUGAGCAUGUCAGAGAUGCGCUUACUAGUGACGAAUUUGAUACAAAUGAAGAUCUUCGUUCGCGAUACAUCGAGAAUGAAAUUGUAAAGACAUUCAACAGUAAAGCAGAAUUGGUGCAUUUUGUUAAAAAUGAACUAGGUCCUGACGAAAGGUGUAAAAUUGUCAUCAAUUCAUCAAAACCAAAAGCUGUUUAUUUCCAGUGUGAAAGAUCAGGAUCAUUUAGAACCACUGUCAAGGAUGCAGCUAAACGACAAAGAAUUGCUUAUACCAAGAGAAAUAAAUGUGCUUAUCGUUUGGUCGCCAAUUUGUAUCCUAGUGAAAAGGAUCUGAAAAGAAAAAAUAAGACCGAUGAACCUGACUAUAAUGAAGACAAUUCUCGCAUUUCUGAAAUGUGGGUUUUGAGAAUGAUCAACCCUCAACAUAACCAUCCACCUGAUCCCGUGAACAAAAAGAAGAGACAAAAGACAUCAAGAACGUUGGUUGAGAAACCAAUAAACAAACCACAUCACCACCAUCUUCUCCAGCAAGAACAACAACAACAACAACAGCAGCAGCAACAGCAACAGCAACAGCAACAGCAACAGCAACAGCAGCAACAGCAACAACAACACAACGUUAAUAGUCUAGCACAACAACAGGCCGCUCAGUUGCAACAACAAAUGCAACAGCAAUUACAAGCAAGUGGGUUACCAGCAACACCAAACUAUUCUGAAUUGUUAGGUCAAUUGGGUCAGUUGUCUCAACAACAAUCACAACAACAGCAGCUCCAUCAUAUACCUCAACAACAUCAACGAAUUCAAAAUCAACCGCAACAACAGCAACCACAAGCACAUACUCAAGGAUUAGAGCAACCUGACGCUGCAGUUAUAGCUGCGAUUGAAGCCAGUGCUGCCGCAGCUGUUGCUUCUCAAGGAACACCCAACGUUACUGCUGCAGCAGUGGCUGCAUUACAACACACGCAGGGUAACGAUCCUGAUACCCAACAAGAAGAUCCUGCUGCUAUUGAUUCAAAUGUUGAUCCAAGUCUUGAUCCUAACGUUGACCCUAAUGUCCAAGCUCAGGAUCAUUCUCAUGGAUUACAAAACUCAUAUGGAAAAAGAGGUGGGUUUUUGUAG